Molecule: messenger RNA, 2760 nt
Organism: Copidosoma floridanum
Lineage: Eukaryota; Metazoa; Arthropoda; Insecta; Hymenoptera; Encyrtidae
Gene: dup
Product: chromatin licensing and DNA replication factor double parked
Biological process (GO): DNA replication preinitiation complex assembly; regulation of DNA-templated DNA replication initiation; DNA replication checkpoint signaling
Cellular component (GO): nucleus
Molecular function (GO): DNA polymerase binding; DNA binding
Source: RefSeq, a predicted model, not a curated record
UCCUUUUCGACUACACGCAGAUAACUCACCACAAUUGCGUUCUGGCGAUAGGUAUGUGGGUGACCGUUGCCGUUUGUCCUUGAUUAGUGACCUCCACGUGAAAUUCGAAAUUGUUAAGGAAGCCACGUAUUUAAAGUUCUUGUGGCUGUUUCCAUUAUUGAAGUGAUUGACAAUAUAAUUUAUCGGAAACGAGAGAUAAAGAAUUGUUUCUUUUGCUCUUCCAUACGAGACCGUGUGGGGAUUAGUGAGGCCCAGGGCCAAGAGCUGCACACCCACGAUGUCGCAGCCAUCGGUUGCCGCGUACUUCACCUCGAGGAAGAGGCCCGCCCAAGAGGAGCUCAAGAACAAGGCCAAGGUACUCCUCCUCGGGGAUGAUGAACAGCGCCAGCAAGCCUUGCCGAGUCUCAUCUUACCCAGCGAGAAGCCAGUCAAGGCGGAAUCCGGCAAGACAAAAAUGGAUUUUAAGAAAGACCUAGUAGCCAGAAACUUAUUAUCAGACUUGAGUUCCAAGCCUGGAAGACUCUCAAAAACAAGGACAACUAAAUCCAAGAAACCAUCUGCAAAUGAGGACGUCAGACAGCAAAAUAUAGACAGUAUGUUUAAACUUAAAGAACCUAGCGAUGGAACCUGUGUGUUUGCAAAGUUAGGUAAUUUAAGCCCAAAAAAAUCUGUUAAGACCCAUGCUUCCAAGUCAUCAAAAACACAUCAAAAAGUGUCAGGAAAGGCAACACAGACAACCCAGACAGAGGAAAAAAAUUUGCAAGAGGCCGAGGCAUGUAAAACUCCGACAAAGGAGCCCGCAAUUUUCAAGACUCCAACAAAAGAGCCUACAAUAUUCAAGACACCGACAAAGAACUCUGUGAGAGAGUUGUCAUAUGAUGAAAUAAAAGGAAAAGUCCUCGUAAGUGCCAGAUUGAAAGAGUUAAGGGCGAAAAUUGCUCAGUUCCAGAAUUCAGAAAAGAAGCUGGAAAGCUUAGAGGAGGCACACAAAAAGAAAAAGGAGGAGAUGACAAAAGAUGAAGAGCGUGUGAGAAUUAAGAAAUUUGAUCACAUCGAGAUCGAGAUACCAGUGAGUCCACAAAAAGCCUUUUCGUCGCCCAAUAAAUUAUUCAGCCCACAAAAAACGAUAUCGGCUCUUUCGCCCAUGGCCAGUCCAGUGCGUCGAUUGCUCUUUGAGCCAAAAGAAGAGCCUGCCAGUCUUGUCAAAGCUAGUCCCACAAAAACUCCAGCUUACCAGCGGUACCAGUCUCUUUCAAUAGCUGAAGGCAAAGAGCUGCCUCUCCCUUACAAGUACCGAUUUCUGCUGGAGAUUUUCCGCAGUAUCGAUACUAUAUCGGCAAUGCUGUACAAUCGCCGGGAAAUGAUAACAUUUAAAAAACUUAAACCUGCUGUACAAGAGCUAAUGCGUCGUAAUUUCACGCUCGAUAACGUAGCACAGAUCAAGACUGUUUGGCCAGAUGCUUUUAGUUUUCGUUAUGAAAAAAUGCGCAGUUUUGGCACAUCGAACUCGGAAAAAUAUGAGCUUGUCAUUACACCGAAUAUUCAACAGGAGAAGAAAAGCAGCGGCAGAAAUACUCCAAACGAAGAGGAUGUCAUUAAAUCUGCCAAUGACACGAACAUGAAUCCACAAAUUUUGCUCAAACGCAGGCACAUAUUUAUGAAAUUACUGUUGGAAAAAGUUAAGGAUGAGCAUGAAGAAUAUUUACAAAGCCUAGAAGUGCCAUUGCUCGUUUCCAGAGACAAAAUUACGAAAUGGCAUCCAGCGUUCGAUUUGGAAAGUUGUAAGGACAUUGAUAAAGCAGAUCUGCCCAAAGAACCAAUUAUGGAUAAAUUUAACUCAGCCAGGGGCGUACUUGAAGCUGCCAAUAAUAUGUUUAAUAAAAAUUCACGUAUGCAGAGAGCACUUGAAAUUCUUGUCACGAACAAAACGGAAGUCAGUUCUCCUACAGUUACAGAUGUAAAAACGUCAAUCGGGGAUUCACAACUAAAGUUGAAUAGCUCAGUUGUAGAUACACCACCUGCAACUCCAAACUCACAGCCUAAAGACUUAAGCAAUUCAAUGCUCAGUGGUAUACCAGCAUCUCUUUUGGAGAAAAUACGUGCGAAGCAAGCAGCCAAAGCUUUGGAACUGAUGACCAGAUCGGAGGAUGCGCACAAAGAAGCGGCGAUGCAUGCUCGCUUGCCCAGUAUGGCAAAGAUUGUGCGCAAUAUUUUCGUGACCGAAAAGAAGAAUGUGCUGCCGCUUGAACAGGUUGUACAAAAACUCGACGACUCGUUCAGAACGAAGCUAACAACCAAUAAGCUUGAGGAGCAUCUUAAGCUGCUCUGCAAGCUACUACCUCUUUGGAUUAAUUUGGUUGUAGUUAGGAAUGUCAAGUACGUGAAACUCGCCAGGGACUGUGAUAUGGUCAAAAUUAUUCACAGGCUAGAAGUGCUUGCUGAAGAGAAAGUUUGAUUUUACAUGUGCCUUGAUAAAAACAAUUUUUGACUUUUUUUUUUUAGUCAGUUCAUGACAACGCAGCAUUGAACUGUGUAGUAAAAAUGUGACUUAAUUUUGAGCAUCAUUCGCAUGUAUCUUAGUUUUACUCUAAAUAAAUUUUAAUUUUUUUUUCCCGCGCGACUGGUGUUUAUAAGUUUUUAAUGUAUUCUAUUUUUGUAGAUAUACUGAAAGCUUCUCGUGUAAAUAUUAAAGUAUUGUAGUAAUAUGUAAAUUGAUGUAAGAAAUGAUAAGUAAAAGCUGCAAUAGAUUUCAUAUGUUAA